Messenger RNA from Teleopsis dalmanni, 1434 nucleotides. RefSeq lists its product as uncharacterized. The record is from RefSeq and is a predicted model, not a curated record. Lineage: Eukaryota; Metazoa; Arthropoda; Insecta; Diptera; Diopsidae. The coding region runs from base 1 to 1434 and encodes 477 amino acids. The transcript has 4 exons.
AUGAAGCCACAUCAAUCAUACAGAGAGUGGGUAGCCGAUCUCCGCGGAUUGGCAAGAGAGUGUAACUUUUCGUGCUCAGCCCAGAAUUGUUUGCACAAUUUCGUGGAUGAUAUGAUUCGUGACCAAAUUAUUAUACGUACACCGCACGAUGCUGUGCGCACCGCUGCGUUCCAAAAGCCCCACCCAACACUUGCUGAUGUUUUACAGAUUGCAGAAUUGUACGAAACAACCACUAAAACGGUGGCAACAAUUAAAGAACAAACGAUCGAAAACUCAAUGCCUGUUAAUUCAGUUGUAAAAUUCAAAUCAUGUUCUGGCUGUGGAAACUCUCAUGCAAGAGAAAACUGUAAAUUUAGAAAUGCUGUAUGCAAUAGAUGUAGCAAAAUUGGACAUAUUGCGCCAGUGUGCAUGUCAAAACAAAACAAGAACAACAAACGUAAUUCAGGUGAUGAAAACAAGAAGAAAGAUUACCGUCGUAAAAGUCACAACAUUGGUACUGUUGAAACAAUUAACAGUUUAACAGGUAUUGUAAAAACUGAAAGCAAUAAGAAUUACAUUGACUUGGAAAUUUGUAAUAAAAUUGUGUCUUUCCAAAUGGAUUCUGGUGCAACAGUUUCUCUAAUAAAUAAGCGAACAUUCAAAACUCUAAAUUGCCCAAAGUUGCGAAAUUGUACAAAAACCUUAUUUGGUUUUGGCAAAAAUGAAAUUCCAGUGCUUGGUGAACUUUGCGUAGAUAUCAAAUGUGGCGGAAAAGAAAGGGAAGUGGUAAUCGUUGUCGUGGAUGUCGAAAACUGUAACAAUUUAUUCGGUUUCGAUUUAUUCAAAGAAUUCGGGUUUGAGAUUCAGCAAAUUUGUAACAUUACUGAAAGUGAAUCACACAGAAUUAGCGAGCUGUGUAAGAAAUAUGGUGAUAUUUUUGAACCAGCUCUUGGCACAAUAAAAAACUUUAAGAAAGAAGUCGAUCGAUUGACAAAUGCGGGUAUUUGGAAACCUGUGAAGUUUUCCCAAUGGGCUUCGCCUAUUGUACUAGCGCCAAAAGCUGAUGGUUCCAUAAGAAUUUGUGAGGAUUUUAAACAAGCAGUCAAUGCGCAAAUUGACAUUGAACAAUAUCCUUUGCCCAUACGCGAAAGUCUUUUCCAUAAAAUUAAUUGCGGUCAACAUUUUACAAAAAUCGACCUUAAGGACGCGUAUUUACAAAUGGAACUCGACGAUGAAGCAAAAACAAUAAUGGUUGUCAACACUCCACUUGGGUUAUUCCAAUACCAACGUUUACCGUUUGGAAUUGCAAGCGCUCCAGCUAUAUUCCAAAGAUAUCUUGAGCAGUUACUUCAAGGCGUAGAAGGUUGCGGAAAUUAUCUCGAUGACAUCAUCAUCUCCGCACCUACAUUCCAACAACACAUCAGCCGCCUAGAACAAUGUGAGUCCCCAAUUUAG